AUGUCAUCGAAUGCGCAAGUCGCUACAGAUCAGGCGACAUCGUCCGGCUUGGUCUCGCGCUUCUAUGCUGAAUCGAGCGACGUACCUCUUGAGGAGAUACUACACUACGCCAAGCUGCAGCGCCAGAGGGAGCGCAGUGGCAACGACAUCGAGCGAGACCAGCAGAACCCUUGCAGCAAAAUUGCGGACAGGCUGAUCUGUAGACCGAUGCAAAGUCACACAGGGCAGACGUCGGCCAGCACGCAGGAAUCGGCCAAGUCAGCGGAUACAAGUCUGAGAGCAACAGCAGACUCAGCAGCGCGCGUCGCAAGCUGGCAGUCGGUCCUCUGGCUCAUCUGCACCGAUAUCAUCGGCCCCUCAUCUGCACCCUACUCGGUUUCCGUUCUCGGUUCAACUGGUGGCGCAGCUGCCUUUGUCGGCUUCGGCAUAGCCUCCUUCUACUCGGGCAUGCUUGUCUGGCUGCUCUUCCUCAAGCUCGACAGCGCCGAAUAUCCCAUUCGAGCCUUUGGUGAUCUCUUUGGACGCAUCCUAGGUCGGCGUGCACGCAGUGUGUCGAAUAUCUUGCAGAGUUUGCAACUCGUCGCAAAUGUGGGGAUCAUCCUACUGUCGUCCGGCAUGGCAUUCAGCCAGAUCACCAAGUUUAGACUCUGUUUUGUCAUCUGCACGCUCAUCUGGCUCUUUGUCGGCAUCUCGGUCGCUCAGAUCAGGACUCUGCGCAGGUUUGCGUGGCUCGCCUCGGCCGCAAUCUGGCUCAACGUGCUCGCACUCCUCUUCACCAUGAUCGCCAUGUCUGACGGCGAGGUCAACUUUGGAGCCAAUUCGACCAAGAUGUCAUCCGAUGGAUCAUGGCCUCACAAGACCGUCCUCGCUAUCGUUCCCGCGCCUUUUCAGGAAAAGCUCUCUGCGUUGCUCAACCUUAUCUACGCCUAUGGGGGUUGCAUUGUCUACUGCGAAUUCCUCUCGGAGAUGCGCAAGCCCAUGUCAUUCAUCAAAUCACUCAUCCUUGCACAAGCUUUCAUCGCGGUUGUGUACGUCGUCUUCGGUGAAGUUGUCUACGCAAAGCAAGGCCAGUAUGUCGUCAAUCCCGCCAACAUGGGCAUCGCGAAUUAUGCCUGGCAGACCGUCACAAAUGUCAUCAGCUUGAUCAGUGGCGUCAUCGCUGCUUGUCUCUACGGCAACAUCGGCGUCAAAUUGAUCUAUCAUAACAUCCUCGAAACGAUGCUCGCAUUCCCCAGUCCCUCUACAUCUCGCGGCAAGCUGCUUUGGGCGCCUGCCGUUGUGAGCUACUGGCUCUUGGCUUUCGUCAUUGCAGUGAGUGUUCCCGCCUUUUCAGCGCUGACUGCCGUUGUGGCAGCUUUUGCCAUCUUCCAGUUCUCUUACCUCUUUCCCAAUCUGCUCUACUUGGCCUACAACAUCAAUUGUGGCGCGAUGCUUGCCGACGAUCCGUGGACGCCAGGAGGCGGCGUCAAGCGUGUUGACACGUUCAGAAACUUCUCUCGAUGGAAGCGUGGCUUCCUGCAGCAGCCCAUCAUCAAUACUAUCAAUCUGAUCUGGAUCAUUCUUGCCGCGGCUACGAUGUUCUUAUCCAUCUAUGCAUCGAUCAUAGCUCUCAAGGAUGCAUUGGGCAACAAAGCGGCCAGUUCCUGGUCAUGCUGUUCUCCCGUCGAUCCCGUUGGCUGCUCAUAG
Mixia osmundae IAM 14324 is the source of this 1686-nucleotide messenger RNA. RefSeq lists its product as uncharacterized. NCBI's taxonomy places the organism in Eukaryota, Fungi, Basidiomycota, Mixiomycetes, Mixiales, Mixiaceae. Gene Ontology annotation, molecular function: amino acid transmembrane transporter activity. Gene Ontology annotation, biological process: amino acid transmembrane transport. The record is from RefSeq and is a predicted model, not a curated record. The coding region runs from base 1 to 1686 and encodes 561 amino acids. The transcript is spliced from 2 exons. Gene Ontology annotation, cellular component: vacuolar membrane.